Peromyscus leucopus (white-footed mouse) is the source of this 2187-nucleotide messenger RNA. It is a transcript of the gene Cog6, whose product is annotated as component of oligomeric golgi complex 6. The record is from RefSeq and is a predicted model, not a curated record. The transcript has 19 exons. The coding region runs from base 44 to 2017 and encodes 657 amino acids. Gene Ontology annotation, biological process: intra-Golgi vesicle-mediated transport. Gene Ontology annotation, cellular component: COG complex. NCBI's taxonomy places the organism in Eukaryota, Metazoa, Chordata, Mammalia, Rodentia, Cricetidae.
ACGCAGGCGCAGUGCUCCCGUCGUCGCGCCGGGUCUGUCAGCAAUGGCGGACGCCAGCGGAGAGGUGGCUGUGGUCCCCGCCCCCGGGCCGGCCAAUGGCCUCAGUAAUGGAGCGGGCGCGACCCCCGCGCAGCCCAACAACCCGCUGUCACGGAAGCUGCACAAGAUCCUGGAGACGCGGCUGGACAAUGACAAGGAGAUGUUGGAAGCUCUCAAGGCACUUUCAACAUUUUUUGUUGAAAAUAGUUUGCGGACUCGAAGAAAUUUACGUGGCGAUAUUGAGCGUAGAAGCUUGGCCAUCAAUGAGGAAUUUGUGAACAUUUUCAAGGAGGUGAAGGAGGAACUUGAAAGCAUUAAUGAAGAUGUGCAGGCAAUGAGCAGCUGCUGUCAGGACAUGACAAGCCGAUUACAGGCAGCAAAAGAACAGACUCAGGAUUUAAUUGUAAAAACCACUAAGCUUCAAUCAGAAAGCCAAAGAUUAGAAAUUAGAGCACAAGUAGCAGACGCCUUUUUAUCCAAGUUCCAGCUGACUUCUGAGGAGAUGGCUCUUCUCCGAGGCACAAGAGGCGGCCCUGUCACUGAGGACUUUUUCAAGGCAUUAGGAAGAGUGAAACAGAUUCAUAAUGAUGUCAAAGUUCUGUUGCGAACCAACCAGCAGACAGCAGGUUUGGAAAUUAUGGAACAGAUGGCCUUGCUUCAAGAAACGGCUUAUGAAAGACUUUACCGAUGGGCUCAGAGUGAAUGCAGAGCAUUGACACAAGAGUCCUGUGAUGUGUCUGCAGUGUUAACUCAGGCCAUGGAAGCCCUGCAGGACAGGCCUGUCUUAUACAAGUAUACCUUAGAUGAAUUUGGAACAGCCAGGCGCAGUACUGUUGUUCGAGGGUUUAUUGAUGCUCUCACAAGAGGAGGACCAGGAGGUACACCUAGACCCAUUGAAAUGCACUCCCACGACCCUUUGAGGUAUGUGGGAGAUAUGCUGGCAUGGCUCCAUCAAGCUACUGCCUCUGAGAAGGAACAUCUGGAAGCUCUCUUAAAGCAUGUAACUGCACAGGGUGUUGAAGAAAAUAUUCAAGAAGUUGUUGGACAUAUCACUGAGGGUGUGUGUCGGCCUCUAAAGGUUCGAAUUGAACAAGUAAUACUUGCUGAACCUGGAGCAGUUUUAUUGUAUAAAAUCUCUAACCUCCUCAAGUUUUACCACCAUACAGUCAGUGGCAUCGUUGGAAACAGUGCAGCUACUCUACUGACGACAAUUGAAGAAAUGCACUUGCUAAGCAAAAAAAUAUUCUUCAACAGUUUGAGUCUCCAUGCGAGUAAACUGAUGGACAAGGUUGAGCUCCCGCCACCUGACCUUGGACCCAGUUCUGCCCUGAAUCAGACACUCACUCUGCUGCGGGAGGUUCUGGCCUCACACGAUUCUUCAGUUGUGCCCUUGGACGCUCGGCAGGCUGACUUCGUGCAGGUUUUGUCGUGUGUCUUGGAUCCUCUCCUCCAGAUGUGUACAGUUUCAGCCAGCAAUUUAGGCACAGCUGACAUGGCCACGUUCAUGGUCAACUCACUGUACAUGAUGAAGACAACACUGGCUCUGUUUGAAUUCACGGACAGGCGCCUAGAAAUGCUUCAGUUUCAGAUUGAAGCCCAUUUGGACACUCUUAUAAACGAGCAAGCCUCUUACGUUUUGACUCGCGUUGGCUUGAGCUACAUUUACAAUACUGUACAGCAGCAUAAACCUGAACAGGGCGCUUUGGCCAGUUUGCCCAGCCUGGACUCUGUGGCACUGAAGGCUGCAAUGGCUCAGUUUGACCGCUACCUCUCAGCCCCAGACCACCUGCUGAUGCCACAGCUGAACUUCCUACUCAGCGCCACAGUGAAGGAGCAGAUUGUAAAGCAGUCUACCGAGCUGGUCUGCAGAGCCUAUGAGGAAGUUCAUGCAGCUGUGAUGAAUCCAGUCAACGCAUACAAAGAUCCGGAGAGCAUCCUACACAGGACGCCUGAGCAAGUGAAGACACUGCUCUCCUGAUGAUCUUGAUGGCCUUUGCAGAUUAUUGGUGCCUGGAAACAAAGGGUGGUUUGGGUUUUUAAUCUGAGUCUUUAUUUCGAAGUUUGAGAAUUAGAGUUUUCCUUGUAUGAGAUCGUAGGUCAAUUUCUUUCAUUCUCAGCUAACAUGGAGAUAAAUCAGUAUUGACUUGA